This is a messenger RNA of Achroia grisella, 1695 nucleotides long. RefSeq lists its product as uncharacterized. The coding region runs from base 16 to 1695 and encodes 559 amino acids. The record is from RefSeq and is a predicted model, not a curated record. NCBI's taxonomy places the organism in Eukaryota, Metazoa, Arthropoda, Insecta, Lepidoptera, Pyralidae. The transcript is spliced from 9 exons. Gene Ontology annotation, molecular function: lipid binding.
AACAAUCCAAACGAAAUGUUAUGUAGCAAAUUUAAACAAAUAUUCUAUAAUAAGUCCAAGUUGAAUGAUAAAGUGCAAUAUUUUUUAAUAUCUUCGCGGUUAUCGAAGCGAUGUAUGUUGUUAGAUAGUUUAUUGACAAUAUCUAAAGGUGAACGGAGUAUGUCGUAUUUUCGUCUCUCACUCAAAGAUUUGCGUGUUACGAGACUGUGGAAUGCUUGGCGGCGAAGUUGUUUUGUUAACGCUGUGGUCAAAAGAUGUAGGAAGGAUGUGAACGUACGGGAAAUGAUACAAACAUUCAGGCAUGCGAUUCUGCGGCCGAGACGAACACUAUUAUUGUCGGCUACAGCUGCGUAUAAUAGUAAUCGUUCUGAAGACAGUGAACCACAGUCUAACUGCGCAAAAAGUAUUACCGACGAAGAACUAGAGGCUGUAUUAUCAGAGUUGGAUGGUAUUGUCCAACUAUCCAAGAGGACCCUGUUCUGUACAAGUUGUGGGAAACGAUUGGUUGUUGACAGAAAACAUCCUGGUGUUCAGUAUUGUGUGUGUAAAGAUGGUCCCCACCAGGACGUGUCGUCAGACGGAUGGAUGCCGUACAUGGAAGCCGAGGAUGUCAUCAUAUGGCGUAAGGAGUACAAGCCAGGCCAGGGAUUGUAUGCGUACAAAGUUUACGGUCGGUACAAGGAAGUUCGGGCGCAGGACUUCGCCGCUGUGCAGGUGGACGGCGCCUACCGUCGAGUCUGGGAUACAGCCGUGGCUGCCCUCAGCGUGGUGGAACGCCGCGCUAACGGACUCCGAGACCAGGCUGUGCUGCAUUGGGAGGUGCUGUGGCCGAGAUUAUUUGCAAACAGAGACUACGUAUAUAUCAGGCGCCACAAAGAAUUCGAUUCAACGACCGCAUCCGAUUCACACAUGCAAACUAUAUUCGAUUCACCCCCCACCACGACGUCUCAUACACACAUCGACACGGAACGACCCAGCGUGCACUCGAAAGCGAAACGGAAAGCUAUGGAGAACUACGAGAGGGAGAGAGACGGCAGUCAUACGAACAAAGUGUACGUGAUAAUGUCGCGGUCGUGCGAGCACGAGGAAGUGCCGGAGACGAAGCAUGCUAUCCGGGUGUCGGAGUACUGGAGUCAUAUGGUUGUGAAGACGCUUAACGGCAAUGAUAAGGCGGGCAUGGAGUUCGUGCUGACGUACUACGACGAGCCGGCGGUGGGCGGCCUGCCGUGCGGAGUGGCCACGUGGGCCACGGGCCGCGCCGCGCCCGCCUACCUGCUGCGCAUGCGCGCCGCCGCCGCGCACUACGCCGCCUGGCGCGCCGCGCGCACCCACCAGGACCUCCCGGAUUAUAUACCGUUCAGUCCAGAGAACACGACACAAGAUGGCGACAAGUUGACUGAGAGAAUUAAAGAGGAAGAUAUGGAGUCAUCCAGACAAGGCCCAGAACUUGAGAAUGGAGAUGACUCGACGAGAGACCAGUGUACACAGACCGAUGAGGUGCAGCCCCCGCCUGCGACCCUCCGUCGAAGGGAGGUUAAGGUUAUGGCUCAGUCAUCCACAUCCAAGUCCAAUGUGAAGUCAGGAGAGACACAUGGAGCGGUGCAAGAGGGAGACAGCGAUAAACCAGAAGAAGACACCAACAAGAGCAACAGUAGCUGGUGGCGGUAUCUCUACCCAUUCUAUUAUUUUGUAUGA